Messenger RNA from Symbiodinium sp. CCMP2456, 153 nucleotides. Lineage: Eukaryota; Dinophyceae; Suessiales; Symbiodiniaceae. The record is from the annotation of a GenBank genome assembly.
GUUCGACCCGGAGACUUUGAUGCCGAUCGCCUGGUUCAGGAUUCAUUUGAGCUCGAGGCUGCCCUGGACGCGAAGUUUGCGAAGAUCGCUGUGCAGGUUGACUUCAUGGGCGAGGCAAGCUCCACUCUCAAUGCCAUCAACAACUCCCUUCCU